This is a messenger RNA of Manihot esculenta (cassava), 1655 nucleotides long. RefSeq names its product metal tolerance protein 1. Gene Ontology annotation, biological process: zinc ion transmembrane transport. Gene Ontology annotation, cellular component: vacuole; plasma membrane. The transcript is spliced from 2 exons. NCBI's taxonomy places the organism in Eukaryota, Viridiplantae, Streptophyta, Magnoliopsida, Malpighiales, Euphorbiaceae. Bases 235 to 1482 code for a protein of 415 amino acids. Gene Ontology annotation, molecular function: zinc ion transmembrane transporter activity. The record is from RefSeq and is a predicted model, not a curated record.
AAUUGAACCCAAAAGCCGAAAUCCCUGCGGAAACAUACCGAAGGAAACAAAACUCGAUAUAUAUAUAUAUGUGUGUAAAUCUCCAUCUCCAUCUCCAUGUCCAUCGCCAGCCUCCCAACAUCAUUUAUUUUUAAAUUUUCUCCUUUAAACUGAGGUUUUGGGAUUGGACGAAUCUACUGCUUCUCGUACAUCAGAUACAAACAUUAUCUGAACUGCCUGAUUACUCCUCUCAAGAUGGAAGUGCAAAAUUGUGAAUCUGCACAUACAAUUGAAGUCCAUGGAGAUCUACCUGCUAUGCAAACACAUCUGGGUGGGAGUAAGAUCUGUGGGGGAACAUCAUGUGGAUUUUCUGAUGCUAGAACCAGUUCUAAAGAGGCAAAGGAACGAUCCGCAUCCAUGCGGAAGCUUUUGAUGGCAGUUAUACUCUGUAUUGUUUUCAUGAGCGUGGAAGUUGCUGGAGGAAUCAAAGCCAAUAGUCUUGCCAUCUUGACGGAUGCAGCUCAUUUGUUAUCAGAUGUUGCAGCAUUUGCAAUCUCCUUGUUUUCACUCUGGGCAUCAGGAUGGGAGGCAACCCCACGUCAGUCUUAUGGUUUUUUUAGGAUUGAGAUACUUGGUGCAUUGAUUUCCAUCCAGAUGAUAUGGCUUCUUGCUGGGAUCCUUGUGUAUGAAGCCAUUGCUCGACUGAUCUAUGAUACUGGUGAAGUUCAGGGCUUUCUUAUGUUUGUUGUUUCUGCAUUUGGUUUAUUGGUUAAUAUUGCCAUGGCACUCUUGUUGGGUCAUCAGCAUGGUCACUAUCAUGGACAUGGUGAGGAUGAGCAUGGACAUAGCCAUGAAGAUCAUGUUAAUGGACAUAGCCAUGAAGAUCAUGUUCAUGGACAUAGCCAUGGAUUAAGCAUAGCUACACAUCACCAUCAUCAUUUGGGGAACUCCCAGCACAAUGUUCAGAAUCAUCAUACGCGUGAAUCAGAUCAAUCUGAGCCUCUACUUAGGACUUUCUCAGGAGGUGGAGCUAAAAUUAAAGAUGGGACUAAAAGGAAUAAACAACGGAACAUCAAUGUACAGGGGGCUUAUCUUCAUGUAUUGGGGGAUUCCAUACAAAGCGUUGGGGUGAUGAUUGGUGGAGCAAUAAUUUGGUACAAACCAGAAUGGAAGAUUAUUGAUCUGAUAUGUACCCUUGUAUUCUCUGUAAUUGUAUUAGGCACAACAAUCAGGAUGUUGCGGAAUAUUUUAGAGGUUCUGAUGGAGAGUACACCAAGAGAGAUUGAUGCCACUAGGCUUGAGAAGGGUCUUUGUGAGAUGGAUGAGGUGGUUGCCAUUCAUGAGCUUCACAUUUGGGCAAUAACUGUCGGGAAAGUUUUAUUGGCUUGUCAUGUCAAGAUCACGCCUGAAGCAGAUGCUGACAUGGUACUAGACAAGGUUAUAGACUACAUUAGGAGAGAAUACAAUAUCAGUCAUGUGACUAUUCAGAUUGAGCGCCAGUAGGUAGAACUGACGCAAAUUGCAUUUGGAUGGGCUCAAUAUUAGUUGUAGCAUUUAUAAUAAUGUACUUUUUGAUGUUUUUUUUUUUUAUCAUCGCAGUCGUGUUAAUGCCAAUAGGUGGAACGGAUGUAAAUUGCAUUUUGAUGGGCUUAAUCUCAGUUGCGGAAUUGUCACAA